AUGGAGUCGAUUGCUUGCGUUCAGCCAAGCGACGGUGCUGAUUAUGAAUGUAACGGGAAGAACUCGGGUCUCAAUGAGGUCGCAUUCGACUCCCAAAAGUGUGAUUACAGCAUAUACGGGAUCCUCAACUUCCUUCAAAGCGAAUGGACCAAAAUGUCAAUUGAACGUUCUCGUUGGGAAUUUGAGCGAGCUGAGUUGCAGUCAAGGAUAACCGUUUUACAAAACGAAAAAAUUGGAUGUGAAAACUUGAAGAGUGAUCUUGUUCGUCGAAUUAAAAUGCUUGAAUACGCACUGCAACAAGAAAGGUUUAAGAAUUAUUCCUUGAAGCAUCCGAAUGAACCCAACACUGACAACGGCUACAAGGAUAGCCAAGAAGGUUCCGCCAAAAGAGAUGGAUUGAGUACACUUGAACGCGCUCGUUUGCGAGAGUACUUGACACGCAUUGGAAUGAAAAAGUUGUCGAAUGAAAUGAGAGCUGCUAAGGUGAAGGAAUUGUUAGGCAUUUCGCCAAACAGUGAAACGUUAGCCUCAGAAAUUGGUUAUCUGGCUCCAAAUUUAUCAUCCGACCCUCGAGAGGAUGGUGCUUUAACUAAGUUCUGCCUGAACUCCGGUGAUGACUCCACCGGUGCACACGAAGAGGCGGCCAGCGCUCUCGCAGAAUUUGACAAACUCGUUGCACAGCAGGGUGGUGAUGUGAAUGCUUCAGUUGAUAUAGAUAUUCUCGCUGAUUCCUUCACUGUCAACAUCAUGGAACCACCAAGAAGUUGGACGUCUGGCGACCAAUCCGCUUUUGUCGAUCGACUGAAGGAGCAUUAUCGGCUGGGCCUACCGAUCAACCGGGUCUCGCAGUCGCAGCAGUCUAAACCCUCAUUCUCUGAGGAUAUCCCCAUUCCACCACACGCCUACGACGAGAUGGAGCUCUUUGUCAGUCAAGGCCGUCGAUUUCAGUCCCACACUACCUCCAGCAUCAGCAAUACGCAGCAAGGCUUGUCGGGAGGCGUGCUCCUUGCAGCCGCCCGAGCUGCCGAAGACAACGAUGGUAGCGGUAGCAGCAGUGGUGGUCUAGGCGAUCUAGCUAGUCUUACUUCCGCCUCGGCACUGGACAAUCUAGACGGAGUUGUCCAGACUGCCUCACAACAUUUUCACCAACAGCAACUACUUCUCCUUCACGCUGUGGAGGGGGCCGGAGUAGGUGUCGGCGUUGGCGACUACGACGAUGAUGCGAUUGCAGCAGCGGCCGCCAAGGCGUCACCUGCCUGGACAGCCAAGUACACAUUGAGGGGCCAUUUUGACGCCAUUAGGGCGGUGACUUUCCACCAUGCGGAUCAGAUCCUCCUCACGGGCAGUGAGGACUGCACUCUCAGGGUGUGGAGUCUUGCAAAGAGGGUGCAGGCUAAGAAAUCCUCCUGUUUGGAUGUUGAACCGGUGAGAUUUGUUUCUUGCGCCGAUAUUGAUUGUCCACUCGCUUCCCAAAGCGAAUCAAAUAGGAACCAUUGGGAAUUGUGGAGUGAUCACUACUCACCCUCGGGUUUGACUUUCCCUCUGAUGCAGGUGUACACCUGCCGGGGUCAUACUGCCCCUCUUCUCUGCGUAGCGCUGCUCAGCAUCUCGCCGGCAGGCAAUGAUAACAUCGCUUCCGGCCGCAGUAGCCCCUUAGAGACCGCUCUGGAGCUAAACUUUGCCUUCUCCGGCUCGCUAGACGGCGAGAUCCGCUCCUGGCGCCUCGGCGGUCUCCAACUCAUGCUCUACGAGGCCUUUGAUCCCAGCGUUGGUGGGCCCCUGUUGAAGGGUCAUUCCAACGCUGUCUGGUCCAUUGCUGCUCGCGCUGACGGCACAGUAUUGUCUGCCUCAGCCGACGGAACCGUUCAAUUGUGGAGCACAUUUCCAGCCUUGCUGCAGCAACCGCAGCAGGCUUUCAAGCGCGAUACGCGGGUGCUUUCCGCCGACCGGGUCUUUCGACCUCUCUCUGGCGCGCAAGCCACCACCACCUCUACUGUGCCCACCUCAGUUCUCUUCCUCCCCUCUGAUGACUCCGCUUUUGCCGUUGGAUUGACCAGCGGCGACGUCUGUGUCAUCCAUCUGGAAACCGGAAAGCAGAUACACUUCUUCGAGUCGACACCAUCCAACUCAGCCGAUGUGGCAGAACCACCAGGCUCAGUGAACGCGCUGGCUGUACACCCCACCCUUCCACUGCUCUUCUCGGCCCACGAAAACCGCCAAAUACGUUUCCUGGACACCGCGCAGGGCACCUGCCUACACAGUAUGGUUGCGCAUCUCGAGGGCGUUACCACCCUGGCCGUCGAUCCACGGGGUCUUUUUCUCCUCUCUGCCAGUCAUGACGCAUCCAUUCGUCUCUGGGACGUGGAGACACGAACCUGUGUGCAGGAGUUCACCAGCCACCGAAGAAAGCAUGACGAAUCGAUCCACUCGGUGACCUUCCACCCUACACUGCCGCUAAUUGCCAGUGCGGGCGCUGACGGGCUUGUGAAAGUCUACGUCUGA
Molecule: messenger RNA, 2502 nt
Organism: Echinococcus granulosus
Lineage: Eukaryota; Metazoa; Platyhelminthes; Cestoda; Cyclophyllidea; Taeniidae
Product: Striatin
Exons: 10
Coding region: 1-2502 (833 amino acids)
Molecular function (GO): protein binding
Source: RefSeq, a predicted model, not a curated record